This is a messenger RNA of Osmia lignaria (orchard mason bee), 552 nucleotides long. RefSeq lists its product as uncharacterized. NCBI's taxonomy places the organism in Eukaryota, Metazoa, Arthropoda, Insecta, Hymenoptera, Megachilidae. The record is from RefSeq and is a predicted model, not a curated record.
UAACAAGGUACCAUCAUCCACUAUAAAAGUGUUCGCAUAUGAAAGGGGAAGUACUGUUGAAAAUGUUGUGUGACACAGAAAUCAAUAGAGAUCUUAAAGUUCCUCGAGUAUUAUAUUUCAUCUUACUUUUAAUUUAUAUAUCUGUGCAAUUAAGCAUGACCUUGUCUAUACCUACAACCGACUUUGAUACAACUACAUUGUCAUCAAAUAAUUCAACUGCUGAUGAUUUAUAUGUCAUAAAAGCAGUAGUAUAUGAAAUUGGUAUUCUAACAGAUGCGGAUAAUACAACCAAUGAUACAACUGAAGGGCAAGAAGAGGUUAAACUUUCAUUUUAUAAUCCACCAAAGAAAAAUAAUGAACCUUAAAAUGAAGCUAAAUUUGUAUACUCAAUUUUAUAAACUCAACCAUGAAUUAAUAACAUUACACAGCACUGAUAUACAUAUGUAAAUUCAAACUGUAUACAAUUUUAAGAAGGUAUACAAACAUGUAUAAAAUAAAUCACUUAUUUUGUUAUGUUGGGCUCUCAACAGACAGAAUGUAAUAAAAAAUAAA